This is a messenger RNA of Didymodactylos carnosus, 1894 nucleotides long. The record is from the annotation of a GenBank genome assembly. NCBI's taxonomy places the organism in Eukaryota, Metazoa, Rotifera, Eurotatoria, Philodinida, Philodinidae.
AUGUUUAAAAUUUAUGUCUACUAUUCAAAAUGAAAAAAUAUUUUUGAUCGUCUCUGGAUUAGUAACGAAAGAGUUCGUUCCUUCUCUUCAAAAACAGUCUAAACUUUUAUCUCCAUUCAUUUUAAACGAAAAUCAACAGAUCGGUGGUGACAGUGCUGAUCUGUUGACUCAUAUAUUUGGCAGUGAAACGCGUAAAGUCUAUACCGAUGUAAAAGCUAUUUGUCAACAAAUUCAAAAAGACACGUCGCAAAGAAUAAAUGGUAUGUUUAAUUUUAACGUAUCGAGUGCUCCAAAACUGAAAUCAACAGCACAAGAUAGCGAAGAUCAUCGACAGGAACCUUCAUUUAUGUAUUCACAAAUUUUAAAAGAUGUUCUAGUAAAAAUGGAAUCAACAGAACAAAGUAAAAAGGACAUGAUUGACUUGUGUCGUUCACUGUAUGCUAAUGAUAAAGACUCUCUGAACGUUAUUGAAGAAUUUGAACGAGACUACAGACCUGAGAAAGCUAUAUGGUGGUUUACACGUGAUAUAUUUCUCUAUCGUAUUAUAAACAAAGCACUGAGAUUACAAGAUAUUGAUCAACUUUACCGUAUGCGAUACUUUAUUACUCAUUUGCAUGCACAACUAGUUGAACGACACAGGAAGCAGCUUCAGGAAGGCUCAUUUUGUGGCAAUAUAUUAACUGUUUAUCGUGGAAUAGUCGUGACAGAAUUUGAGUUUGCACCAUUGAAAAAUGCAGUUCCUGGUCAAUACAUGUCUAUUCCAACUUUUCUAGCAACAAGCGAUCUAAGUUCCAAGGCAUCCUCUUUUGCAGUUACUUCUGGAGGAAACUCCGGUAUGCUUGGUAUUUUAUUUAAAAUUGAAGUAGAUGUUAAGCGAUGUCAAACGGAAUUUGCUGAUAUUACGCGAGAUAGUUCCGAGCCCGAUGAGUGCGAAGUUCUUUUUUCAAUGGGUUCGAUCUUUAAAAUUGUAUCUGUCAAUCAGGAUAAACAGAAUUUGUGGAAUAUUCAUGUAAAGUGCACUGGAGAGGAAGAUUUAGACUUGAAAGGCUUAAAAGACAGUCUACAGAAAGAUAUAAUACAGGUAAAUCCAUUAUUUUCGUUUGCGAGACUAACGGAAAAGAUGGGAAAGUAUAGUGAAGCGGUAAAAUAUUAUACGAUGACAUCGAACGAUCCAGUAGUUCGCAGUAAUUAUGAAGAUCUUUCUGCUGUGUAUAAUAAUAUGGCAGGAUGCUUUUACAAUAUGGGAGAUAUGCAAAGUACACUUGAGCAUGCGAACAGCAGUAUUAAUCUUCUCUUAACCAAAUAUCCAGAUCACCCUGAUUUAGUAUCAUCUUACCUACAUUUAGGCCUCGUACACUAUAAAAAGCUAGAAUAUCUAAAAGCACUAUCAAUUUUUAAGGAAGCCGUACGCAUUCAAUUAAAAUAUCCAAAAACCUAUCCAGCUCGUCUCGCUUCCUGCUACAAUAAUAUCGGUUUAAUCUAUGAUGAACAGAAACAUUACAAAGAUGCAUUAGGUAUGUAUCAAGAAUGUCUUGCAAUUCGAACGGUAGUACAACCAGAAAAUCAUCCCGACGUCGCUGGAUUAUAUAACAAUAUUGCACAAGUUUAUCAAUCACAACUUGAUCAUCAGAAAGCAUUAGAUUAUUUUAGGAAAGCACAUGAAAUUAAACUUCAGACACUUUCACCUAAUCAUAUUGAUCUAGCACUUAGCUACCAAAAUUUAGCAAUGUCGUUACGGUUUAACGGUCAAUAUCCUGAAUUUUGCAAAGAGAUGAAGAACGCAUAUCAUAUAUUUUCAAAAAACACUUCGAUCCUCGCUCUAUCUGAAACUCAGAAAAUGCGUGCAUUUCUUAUGAAGGCAGAACGCGAUCCCCGUUUUCAGUCAGAAAAUUAG